GCAUAAAAUUAAACAUAAACAGUAGAUAAUCUCAUUAUUAAAAUCCAAAAUUAGUUGUUGUAAUGAAAAUUUUAAAGUCUAAUUGAUUUGAUUUGCUCUUGUAUACACAGUAAAAAAAAUAACAAAAUUGAACUGUUCACAAAGUCAAAUAGAAAUCCAAAUUGAAUAUGUAAAACUCAAAAUGAUAAUAAUGGAACAAAAUAGUGCCUGUUAACAUAGUUUUCUAUGUUCACAAUAAAAGCUGUAGAGUUAAAUAGUCCACCUUUCGAUACUUAAAUUCAGAAAUUUUAGUUUGUUUAAACUUUGACAAAAUUUUCAAGGUAAUUAGAUGACUUUGUUAUUUUUGUCAGUGAAUAACAACAUUAACAGGAAGGCAAGGCGCAAAGAAAGGGAAGGCAUCGAAACUGGCACGUCAACCGACUCAAAAUUAUACUUAGAAGCAGCUGUUCUAGAAAGAAAAUUGCCCGAUAUGGACAUGAAAACAUUAGUAGAAUUGCCCGCUGGUCUAGAUUACAAUGAAUGGCUUGCAUCACACACAAUGGCUCUAUUUGACCAUGUGAAUUUAGUUUAUGGGACAAUAAGCGAAUUUUGCACAAAUACAAGUUGUCCUGAUAUGACUGGACCAGGCCAAAGAACUUACCUAUGGUUCGACGAAAAAGGUAAAAAAACUAAAGUAGCCGCACCUCAGUACAUAGACUAUGUCAUGACAUUUAUACAAAAAACUAUUAGUGAUGAAAAUAUCUUUCCUACUAAAUACGCUAACGAAUUUCCGUCAUCGUUCGCGUCUAUAGUUCGGAAGAUAGUUAGACUAUUGUUCCACGUUAUAGCGCACCUCUACGCCGCCCAUUUCAGAGAGGUGGUAUUGUUGGGGUUGCAUGCACAUUUGAACUUGACCUUUGCGCACCUGAUGGCGUUGCAUCAUCGUUUUUCGCUGAUUGACGCCAAAGAGACCGAAGUACUUAGGGACUUAGAAAUAGCCUUGCAUUUAUCGGACGAUAGCAAUCACGAAUCUAGUGCACUUAACGACCCCACUGACGUGGAUGGUAAAGACAAGGAAUCUGAGAGCAAAUCACACACUUCGGACGAGAAUAGUAAGUGAAAAUAAUAUCGAUACAAGAAAAAAAAAAUAUUGAGUGGAGUUGCUCUCUGAAAAAAGUUUUAUGCGAAAAGAAUAAUUGUAGUUUUUCAAGACCAAUGAAUUAAAUAGUACAAUUCCGUUUAAAUGAAUUAUAAAUACACCGCACUCACACUUGGUGAAAUUUUAUUAUUUCCUAAAGUAUCGAUUAGA
Molecule: messenger RNA, 1288 nt
Organism: Agrilus planipennis (emerald ash borer)
Lineage: Eukaryota; Metazoa; Arthropoda; Insecta; Coleoptera; Buprestidae
Product: MOB kinase activator-like 2
Exons: 5
Coding region: 329-1099 (256 amino acids)
Biological process (GO): signal transduction; positive regulation of protein phosphorylation
Cellular component (GO): nucleus; cytoplasm
Molecular function (GO): protein kinase activator activity
Source: RefSeq, a predicted model, not a curated record